AUGCGGGAGGGGACGGCGGUGACGUCACGGCGGGCGGGUGAGGGCGGUGAUGGCGGUGACGUCACGGCGAUGGCGGGCCCGGGCCGGCCGCUCCCCUCAGGGGCCUCCUCCAAGUGGGACAUCCGGGAGAAGGUGUGGGAGCACCUGGAGGCCUCCGGCCUGGCCGAGUUCCCGCGGCCCGUGCGCGGCCGCAUCCCCAACUUCAAGGGCGCUUCCCAUGCUGCCACGAGGCUCCUGGGCUUGCAGGCUUUCCAGGCUGCCUGUACAGUAAAAAUAAACCCCGAUGCUCCCCAGAGGAACGCCCGCUUCCUAACGCUGGAAAUAAGUGCAAGGAAGACUUUGCUGGUUCCCACACCACGUCUGAGGAGUGGGCUGUUCAAUAGGAUUGUUCCCCCUCCGGGUGCAACCAAGGAGAUCCUGAGAAGAUGUGCCACGUCUCAGGGUGUCAAAGACUACAGCGUGCCUGUGGGGCUGGAUGGGAAAGCACAAGUGGACUUGGUUGUUGUGGGAUCAGUGGCUGUCUCUGAAAAAGGCUGGAGAAUAGGCAAAGGGGAGGGUUAUGCAGACAUGGAAUAUGCAAUGAUGGUGUCCAUGGGUGCAGUGCAGGAGGACACACCUGUGGUUACCAUUGUGCACGACUGCCAGGUGCUUGACAUAGCAGAGGAGCUCCUGGAUGAUCAUGAUUUAACUGUGGAUUACAUCCUCACUCCAACCAGGAUUAUCCAGACUAAUUGCAAACGACCAAAACCUCAGGGAAUAAUGUGGCACAAGGUCAGCUCUGAGAUGCUGGGAAAAAUCCCCAUCCUAAAGACUCUUCGAAGCAGGGAGAAGCAGGCUGGCAAAGAUGUCACCCUCCAAGAUGAACAUCCAGCCUUGGCAAACACCAACAGAGCAGCAGUUUCAAACAAGAAGGUGAUGGCUGCAAAUACCCAGCCAUGGGCUGCUCCAGACUCAGCUCCAGUGGGACAGCCCUAUGUGGAAAGUGAUCCUGUAAAUCCCAAAUCGGAGGGAUCUGACACAAUUAUCACUGUGUAUGUGGGGAACUUGCCUGGCAGCCUGAGAGUGAGCGAGCUGAAGAGUGCUCUGAGGGAAUUGCAGCUGAUUCCUGCUCGACUGAGCUGGCAGGGAGCACAGCACAGAGCUUUCCUGGAUUACAGGGAUCCGGGAACUGCAGACAGAGCUGUGUCCUCCUUGCAGGGCCUGAGCCUUGGGGGCAGUGCUCUGAGAGCAGAGCUGGCCAAGAAUCAGAGGAGCAAAGGGCAAGGAGAAAUCAAUAGUCACAAAUGAGUGUGGAGGAGAAUUAAAAACAAACAGGCAAAAAGGUGUUUUCAUUGUUUUGUGAGAAGCCAACCUGAAGUUGUAAGGUUUUUAGUAACCCUCAGGUUUAACAAGAACAAAUUUAUGCACAAACCUUCCUCACUCCUGCACUUGGACAUGCAAAGGUUUGUCCCCACAGGUGACAGAGGAGCCAUUUCUCUAGAAACAAUUGCCCACAAAGUACCCACACUCUGGUUUUGGUGCUGUUUGGUGGGUUUUUUUUAAGCCUGGCUUAAAGCCCUGCUCUUUGGCACCUGCAGCAAGGUGGUUCCAGUCAGUCAUUUAAGGUUAGACCUGCCCCUUUAUACCUGUGAGGUUAAAAGCUAGCAACAGGAAAUCUGUCCUAGGGGUAACAAUUCUGUUUCCUGAAAAAUGGGCUUUGCCUGUUGAGAGUUUUGAAUUUAUUUUUUAUAAAAAUUGCCAGGGAGAGAGAGAGAGACUGUCUUUCUGUGCUUGAAGUGUUGCUGUGGAAACACUGGCUUAGUUCUAGUUCUAGUAAGAGCUGGAAACAUCAAGUGGGAAAGAUGGGAAACCUUCUCUGAGCCUUCUGCUACAUCAGCCCUUGGUAAACCUUAGAUUUCUUAUUUCUGAGGAAAGCAAAUCCCAGUUUUCUCUGCUUUCCCCCAAAACUGCCUUUCUGAUGGAUGAGAUAAUUAUAAAAUAGCUGCUUUUCCUGAUUGUCUCUUAUAAUGGGCCGUGAUUCCUUUGUCUCUGUGAAAUAUUAGUAUUUAUUAGUAUUACUCGAAAUGAAAAGCAGGCACACCAUGGUCAGAACUUGGUGCUUAGUCAGGCAUGGAAUUUUUUGUGAAUUUGCUGGAGGUAGUAGCAAAGCCUCUGUGCCUUUGUCACCAUCCCUGAUGGUGUAAUGGCCAAUAAUGAUUUAUCUGCUAUGGCUCUUUCUACUUUUUUUUUUUUUUCCCCUCUUGGGUUUCCUAGUCCUGAAAUACAAGUUGAGUUUUGGCCCAGCCAUCUUUUCUAAACAGAAGCACUUUAGCCAGUGAUGCUGGGCACAUAGUCAAAGUAAGCAUCUAAAUGGAUUUUUUUUUAAAGUAAGAGUUGGAAACUUUAUUUUUUUUAUUUUUUUUUUCUUUUAGCCAGGGAGUACUGUUAAGUGUAUUUUAAACAGAUUAUUAUGCCUGGAGGCUCAGACAUUUAUUCAGUAUUAAAUUAAAAGUUUUCAUCAUCAUCAUGUGGCUCUGUAGGAAAGGCUCAAGGAAAGCUUUGGAGCUGCAUCUCGCCCUGGGAUCCCAGCACAGGAAGGACCUGGAGCUGUUGAACAGAGUCCAGAGGAGGCACCAACAUGAGCAGAGAGAUGGAGCAGCUCUGCUGGGAGGAAAGGUAGAGAAAAUUGGGAUUGUUCAGCCUGGAGGAAGGAAGGCUUAGGGCUGAGCUCAUCGUGGCUUCCCAAAUGGAAGUGACUCCUCCUCCCGAUGGAGAGGGACAUUGCACAGGGGGAAUGGCUUCAAAGAUAGGAUAUUAGGGAGAAAUCCUGCCCUGGGAGGGUGCUCAGGCCCUGGCACAGGGUGCCCAGAGCAGCUGUGGCUGACCCUGGAGCCCUGGAAGUGUCCAAGGCCAGGCUGGACAGGGCUUGGAGCAGCCUGGGACAGUGGAAGGUGUCCUUGUUCCCACCACAGGGGUUGGAACAAGGUGAUCUUUCAAAUCCCUUCCAACCCAAACCAUUCUGUCAUCCUGUGAACUUCUUGUUAAGUCAGCAAAGGAUCUGGAAAAAAUCAUUCUGUUCUUUGUACAGCUCCAAAUGAUGUCCAGUAUCACCGAGUCCAAAUGCAGACAAGCACUGCACAACCCUCUGGGUCUCAUUUCAGGGCUUGUGCAUUCAAGGCUGAGAGUCAGGGUUGUGUUACUACCCAAACACACUCACUGCAUCAUCAGGUUCCAAAGCAGAGGAAAGAAAAGCAAAAAAAAAUAAUUAUCCAUCCCUGCCUGCCUCUUCCAAAUGAUGGCAAAUUGAGUAAUGGGAUCAUUUGCUAUUCCUUUUGACUCUGGGAUAUUUCGUGCUCUGCUGAAGAUGUCCAGGUGACCUUAGCAGUUAAAAGCCAAUGACUCUGCCAACAACAACUUCCAGCAUCUCAAACUUCCCCUGUUGCAUUUCAGGUGGAGGCACCCUUUUCUGGUCACAUUUGUGGGAAUCACAUCCUCUGCCUUCUUUCCUUUCUUCCCAUCUGAAGUUUCAGAGCAGAUGUGUUUAUGUGUUCUGGAAAUGUGGUAACUUUGCUUGCUUUCCUGUCAGCCCAGCCUGCAGUCAGGGGCCAGUUUUGUUUGGACAAACAUCUGGAUGUUUUUCUGUUUGCAGUUGUGGUUCUGGGUGAAGCCCACAGGUGAGCAGUGUCAAAAAUCUUGGCUCUUUCCAGCCUGUCACUUUUUUCUGUCAUGUAUUUCAAGGCCACAUUUCACUGCAUUUACCCAGUGUCCUGUUGGCUUUCCCAGUUGAGAGUUAAACUCCAAACCAUGCUAUGAGGAGAUGCUAACUAGGGGUAUGCAAAUAUGAAAUCAGGAGGAAUUUCUGCAUGGAAAGGGUUGUCAGAAAUUGGAAGGGGCUGCCCAGGGGGGUGGUGGAGGUGUCCAAGGAGAAGCUGGACAUGGCACUCAGUGCUCUGGGCUGGUGGCAAGGUGGGCAUGGGUCACAGAUUGGAUUUGAUUAUCCUAGAGCUCUUUUUCAACUUUUAUGAUUCUGUGAACUGUAGUUAGGAAGAAAAAGAAUUACUGUAAGCUUAAGCUUAUUGACAUUGUGAAUGGACUGGAAAAAUGCUGCAGUGACCCUUGUAUUUUUGAUCCAGGUUAUUAAUAAAUGUCAAGGUCUUUCA
Cinclus cinclus is the source of this 4139-nucleotide messenger RNA. RefSeq names its product methenyltetrahydrofolate synthetase domain containing (gene MTHFSD). The record is from RefSeq and is a predicted model, not a curated record. Lineage: Eukaryota; Metazoa; Chordata; Aves; Passeriformes; Cinclidae. Gene Ontology annotation, cellular component: cytoplasm. The coding region runs from base 1 to 1287 and encodes 428 amino acids. The transcript is spliced from 7 exons. Gene Ontology annotation, molecular function: RNA binding.